This is a messenger RNA of Penicillium angulare, 1746 nucleotides long. Its product is annotated as T6SS phospholipase effector Tle1-like catalytic domain-containing protein. The transcript has 2 exons. NCBI's taxonomy places the organism in Eukaryota, Fungi, Ascomycota, Eurotiomycetes, Eurotiales, Aspergillaceae. The record is from RefSeq and is a predicted model, not a curated record. The coding region runs from base 1 to 1746 and encodes 581 amino acids.
AUGGAAGAAACAUUUGGGCCAUACGCGCCUAUGAAGCAGUUUGUGUUGUGCUUUGAUGGGACAGGGAACAAGUUUUCCGGCGAUGGGUCGGACACAAACCUGGUGAAAAUUUAUCGAAUGUUAGAUCGCAGUCAAAGCCACCAGUACCAUUAUUACCAGCCUGGAAUUGGCACAUAUGUAUCAUCGCGCUCACUCGCCAGCAAAGGGCGAUUAGAGCGCAUCAAAUCCGCCUACAAGAAAGGGAUUGACGCAGCCCUAGGUUCUUCGUUCGACGAGCAUGUUAUAGGCGGAUACACGUUUCUGAUGAGAUAUUAUGUUCCUGGCGAUGAUAUUUACUUCUUUGGCUUCAGUCGAGGCUCGUAUACGGCCCGAUUUCUAGCGGAGAUGCUGGACUUUGUCGGCCUCCUUCAACCAGGCAAUGAAGAACUGAUUCGAUUUGCAUGGAAAACUUUCGCAAGAUGGCAACAGCGGAAAGACGCGACGAGGCAAGAUCAUGAAGAGAAGCAUAGGCUGUUCACGUUCAUGAAGGCAUUCCGAGAGACUUUUAGUAGUCCUGUCGGGCGGAUUCGAUUCAUGGGCUUGUUCGAUACGGUCAACAGUGUUCCUAUGUUUGAGAAUGCUUGGAUGGAGAGAAACAAAUUCCCGUAUACGGCUUAUAGUACUGCUAGGGUGAUUCGGCAUGCUGUCUCGAUUGACGAGCGUCGUGCCAAGUUUCGACAAGAUUUGAUUGCUGAAGCUACUCGAUUUCGACUACCGGGUCAUACCCAUAGACUGAGACACCUUCUGGACCAUGCGAAGUCGAGUGUCCCUGAAAUCGUUCUCAAUGUGCCCGAACAUGACAAUAUUGUGGACGAGAAGGAAGUCCGAGCUUCGCGCCUGGAUUCAAAUGGAGAAGAACGAUAUAGAGCUCCUUCACCAUCGCCGAGGCGAAGAGCUAGUACGGAGACCCCGACUCAAAAUGGUCUCAUGCCUGACAUAGCAUCGCUUAAAAGCAGCGUUUCGAAAACUUCUCUACAGGUUCCAAACAUCAAGAUUCCCGGAAAUGUUUACGAUGAUGACGAGGACGAUGAGCAGGAUAUCUAUAUUGGAGGUGGUUGGCAGCUCAAUCCGGAGGACAAAUGGCCACUUAGCCACAUUCCUCUCGUGUGGAUGGUUAAGGAAGCUCAACACGUAGGGCUUGAAUUUGAUGCCGGAAAAUUCAAACGUUUCAAUUGCUACGAAGAGCCGACAGGCGAGUUUCUUCAGGCUAAGGAUAUAAUGGUCUCUAAUGGCCCUGGAUCAAACAGAAAUAAAAAUCAUUGUCGGGAGAAAAACGCUUUCAAAGAAACUUACACUCAGACUAUGGACCAUGGAAUUGUUCAUGACUGUCUCACAUAUGCGGGAGGCUCAUCCUUCUCCUCAACCUUCGCAUGGCGUUUAAUGGAAUAUCUCCUAUUUCGAAGAAUGGAUCUUCAAACGGAUGGGUCUUGGGAGCCAAUAAGAUGGCCAUUACCCCGUGGAGAGACGCGUGAUAUUCCCGAUGACGCUCAGAUUCACGUGUGUGCUAUUCACCGCAUGCAAAUCGAUCCCAACUACCGACCGGGAAACCUCAUUAUCAGAGGUGGUGGGCGAGGUGUCAAGCGCGCCGACGAGAAAUACAUAAUUGGGGAAUGGGAAAUUUGCAAGCAUGAUGACGAUCCCGUUAGACAGACUUAUAUUCGCAAAAAGCGAGAGAACGUAUGUCAAGAUAUUCCACCUUCGGCUUAG